AUGAUAUUGUGGACGUUAAUAGUUGGAAGUUUAGCAGCCAUAGGGCCUGCAAAUGGUUAUGAAGACAAUUAUGUGAUUGAAGGUAGUGAUCAGUAUGAAAUUGUGAAUUACGAUAAAGCAACAACGCCAUCUUAUGGAUCACCCGCUGCAUUGGUCUAUGGCAUUGACAGUCAUACAUUUUCGGAUGGAUCCAAUAAGGAUGCUGCUCCUGCCACCCGUUCAUAUGGGGCGGAGGAUGUUGUGGAUGAAAAUUAUGAUAUGGGCGCAGCAAAGAGCAAUUUUAAUGCUCUCUCUGGGGGUUAUCCUUAUACAGACAUGUCUUCUUAUGCUGCUGUAAACCCGGACUUAAUUGACUUCAAGUACGAGAAUGGCUACCAUCCAUAUAUUGCCUCUGCUGAUAGCAGCCCAAACUCUGCUUCUUCAUACAAUAAUGCUGAAAAACAUUUAUCAAUAAAUAUUCCUGCAACAUAUGCGCAUGACCCCACUAAAGGUGAUUACAAAGUAUCUCAAAAAGUUCCCUUGAGAUAUAUCAACAAAUCAGCUGGUGGUGCCAAUGAAGCAUACAAUGCUGCAGUCUUAUCAUCUCACAGCGAUGCUCCAUUCUAUAAACCUUCUGCUUACGUAUCUUACCGUUCCAAUACUGCUCCAACACACAAUACUGCUCAUGGGACUUCACCGUACAGUACAUCGUCUACCUCAUCGAAUACGAUCUCUUCAGCUCGAAAUGUUCCAGCUUUUCCAUCCAGCAGCUAUUCUAGACCUUAUAGUGCUCCAGCAGGUCCCUUGUAUGAAACAUCAUCUAACGUUCCAUACACUGCUCCAUCGACUUAUACAUCUCCACCUAUUGCUUAUAAUACUCAAGCCUCUGUAAAUGCCUUCAAUAAUGCUCCUGCUGCUACAUUGCAUAGUAACCAUGGUGUACCCUUGUAUUAUGAUCAAACCAACAGCGCCACUCCUGUUCUGCCUUAUAUUCCUCCCGCUGAGCCUCUGCAUAUGAUGCCUCUUGCUUCAACCUACAGCAAUUCCGCAGUUUCAACCCCUAAAGGAUCGGCUGGACCCUCUUAUAAAGUGAUUUCAAAAAGUGCCAACUAUAAUGCCCCGGAUUCUUCAAUGUUGUAUGGUCCCGCUCCUACACUGAUUUAUGGUCCCCAUACUUCUACGGCUUCCAGUUCAUACAGUGUUCCCACCCACUGGCAUUCAAAAACAUAUUCAUCUGCAGCUGGUCCAACAUCUACACCCAAUGUAUCUGCAAUCUCUUCUCACGCAUCAGAGAAUGUUAACAAUCCCACCACAUAUGUUUCAUAUGGCGCAGGUGCAAAUCUUCCAAUUGAAAUCAAUGCAUCAUCAGGCACCUACAAUAUUUCCACCUUUCCAUCCCAGUAUACUGCUACUGUCUCAUCAGGAUCAUCUGCUGAAGUUGGAAAUCUAUUUACUUACAGCAAGCCCUUAGUCUAUACAAAUGGAACCUACGAAGUCUCGACAUCUGGACAAAGUACUUUAACAGUUGUAUCUUAUAACAAUCCUGACGAUGUGGCACCAACACAAAGUUUAUAUCAAGGAUUGGAUGCUUCCAAUCAAAGUGAUGGUGGUGGCUCAAGUACAGAAGACAGUGCUCCUUCUUCGAUGUUUAACAGUGCUGACUUCUAUACUUCUAAAAAUGUUAAAAGUGCUCAGCCGGAUGAAGUCACAAAAUCCAAUGAUACCAAGGAUUAUCUCGCCCGUAUCGCAUAUUUGUAUGGGGCCAGUGGGGGCUACUCUACAUCAUCAAAUUUAAGCGACACAAAAUCACCAUUUUACAAUGAACCAAAAGAAAAUAGUUAUCGUAAUAGUAGUGUCUUAGGUCAUGAUGAUUCAAAAGAAAUUUCUUCCGAAGAGCCAAGUAGGAAUAAAAGCCAAGCGGUCAGCAAUGUUUCUUCUCAAAGUUCUAAAAGUGAGCAAGCGUCAUUAACGAAGCCUCCAUCAUAUGACUCAACUCAAUCAUGGACUCAGGCAUCUAAUGUACCUUUAUAUGGGACAUACCGUACAUCAGCAGCCGGGAAUCCAUCAAUGAGUUACCAAGAAAGUAGUGCAUCAGCCCAUGAUAAACUAAAAGAAACUACUCCCGGAGCACAAAGAGGAUUUAAAUACCAAGUGCCCACCGAUGUGGCUACUCAAGGAUACAGAUUACAUGAUUCAUCAUAUGAUUCCUCACAAACAGUCCAUGAUAAGCUAAAAGAAGUUUCUUAUGGAGUGCAAAGUGGAUUUAAUAACCAAGAGUCUGCCAGUGUUUCUACUCAAGCAUCCCAAAGAGUUCAACCCACAUUUACAAAGUCACUGUCAUAUAAAUCAUCACAUACAGGGUCUCAAGGAUCUAACCUUGCUUCGCAUGGAGCAUACUGGACUUCGGCUGGCAAACCCUAUAUGAGUAACAACCACUUAGUACAUGAUAAACCAAAAACAGUUUCGUUCAAAGUGCAAAGUGCAAUAAAUAACCAAGAGUCUAGUGAUUCUACUCCACAAAAUGUUGAACCCACCUUGACCAAGUCCACUUUAUAUGAUUCAUCACAAACCAAAACUUAUGAAUUUAAUUUCGCAUAUCCUGCUUUAACUGCCAAUACUCCUAGGAGUUACUAUGACAGUAGUGCCUCACAACAUGAAGAUCCAAAAGAAGUUUUGUCAAAAUUUGAAAGUGGAUUUAAGUAUCAAGAAUCUAACGGUUCAUCUUCUCAAAGUGCUUCAUCCCACUAUGUCAAGACUUCCUCAUAUGAUUCGUCACCAACAGGCUUUCAAGGAUCUAAUGAUGGUUCCAAUGGGGCAUAUGCUGCUUCAGGUGGUAAGCCUCAUGGCAAUGAUAAGCCGGAAAGAGUACCUAGUCCACUUAAUAACCAAGAGUCUAGCGAUGUUUCUUCUCAACCAUCCACAAGUGUUCAAGCGUCAAAGUCCCCUGGCACUCAAGAAUCAUAUAUUGCUUCCAGUGGGGCAUGGGCAGUUGGUGGUGAUUAUAAUUGCAAUAAUUUACGAACCAAUAUCAGCAUUGUAUUGCCAAAUAGUACUACUAUCAGCACUACAGCUUUGCCCAUUACCAAACAAUAUGGGGAAAGUACUUUAAAGCCUGCCUAUGACUCCAAAGAUGAUACAAGUUCUUUGGCUUAUACCACUACUGUCACUCCUUCAAUUAACUCUUCAACUGAGAAAUAUGAGAGAAUUUUUUGUGCGUCUGCCGCCAAAAACUAUGGGCAAGCUACAUAUUCCUCCAAAGCUAUUAACUCUAAGGAAAAUUCUCAUUAUAGCACUCCCGUUGUUCCCACCGCUUCUUUAACAGGUGGGGAUUAUAGUUGGGGUUUUCCUCCCUACCAUUCCAAUGUUCAAGGCCCGGCAGCGUAUAAGUUUCCUCCAAGAGCUCCUUCUCAGGAAUCUGCAAGCCAUAGUUUGCCAUUCCCAGCCUAUCAUGCAAAUGGUCAAAUCCCUCUACAAUAUAAGUUUCCUGGAAGUUAUUCUUCAUAUGAUUACCCUUCAUAUCCUUUAUACACUACCAAAAGAUAUGAUCCUUUUUACAAUGGCCAAUCUCAAGGUAGUUAUGUUGAUGCCAUGCCUCCAUCUUACCUUCCAAAUCAGUCCCCCAAAAGCUAUGUUGCACCAAACUCAGUCGGCUAUGAAACUCCUGGCGCAAGAUAUGUGAGAGGUGUUCAAAAUUACGAAUCAUUAAUAGGUUCUGAACAAUUUUUUAUGAGUAAUAUAUCACCUCAUAUACAUGGCAAUGAAGUGUCUUAUAUACCAACGACGCCAAUUCUUCAAUCUACUGUUCCUCUGCCAUCGGCUGUUCAAUACCCGCCUCCAUUCUAUCCCACUAGCUUACCUCCGACUUCUUUAACUCCUGUUUCUUUGCAGCCAGGUUAUAGUGUUCCAGUUUUCCCAUAUUUCAUGCCUCAAGCUGCCAUUUCUACCAGGGAGUAUGUACGCAGAGACCCAGCUGGGUUUUACAACGAUGAAGAACAACAUCUCUACUCGCCUGCAUACUCGCCUGGCUACAGAAAUCAUGACUAUGCUGUACCUUCUCCGCCUGAGGUUGGAUACAGGGAUUACCGAAAUUAUUAUUAG
Messenger RNA from Stomoxys calcitrans (stable fly), 4077 nucleotides. RefSeq lists its product as uncharacterized. The transcript has a single exon. The record is from RefSeq and is a predicted model, not a curated record. NCBI's taxonomy places the organism in Eukaryota, Metazoa, Arthropoda, Insecta, Diptera, Muscidae. The coding region runs from base 1 to 4077 and encodes 1358 amino acids.